Messenger RNA from Cladophialophora immunda, 1743 nucleotides. RefSeq lists its product as uncharacterized. The record is from RefSeq and is a predicted model, not a curated record. The coding region runs from base 1 to 1608 and encodes 535 amino acids. The transcript is spliced from 4 exons. NCBI's taxonomy places the organism in Eukaryota, Fungi, Ascomycota, Eurotiomycetes, Chaetothyriales, Herpotrichiellaceae.
AUGACAACCUCUGCAGGAAAAGGCCCCCAGAAUAAAGUGCCGUCUCUGGCUGAGCAGGCUGAACAAAAAGUCUUCGAAGAACUGGCCAAGCAUGUUCACAAUGAGACCAAGCAGUCAGUCUUUGCGGUUGGCGGUUCGGUCCCAAUCACUUCCUUUGAUAACCACUUGAUUUGCGAGUCUGACGACGCCGGCUCGGAUUGGGGAAACGAGAAGAAAGCUUCCAAGGAGUCCGGCACGGGCCAUGGCGUCAAUGCUCUCGACUCCAGUGGGAAAGAAGGGGGUCAUCCAGAAGCACCACAGCCAGCGGCAGGCGGGCCUGGAUUUGGAGGCGCUGCAGUCCACAAAAUGCGUUGCGACCCGGUUACGAUCAGAUGGGACUCAGCUGCAGCUAUUGGAUCCUCCCACAAAGUGACCUUGCCAUGUACCGACAGCCAGAGACCCUUGUUCGAGCAGCUUCUCAAGGACUGCCAGCCAGCUAGCUUUGGGCGCGCGGGCAAGGACGUUAUGGACGAGACAUAUCGCAAGGCUGGGAAGCUGGACGAGGCUGACUUCUGCACAAACUUCAAUCCCUACGCGCUGGGAAUCAUCGACGCCGCCGCACAAGUUCUUGCUCCAAACAACUGCAAACCCACAAAUGAGACGCAUGGUGUCCGCGCGGAGUUGUACAAGCUGAAUGUGUAUGCAGCGCCUUCGGGCAAGUUCAAAGCGCACGUCGACACUCCGCGCUCCAAACACCAGAUCGGAUCGCUGGUCGUCUGUCUUCCGAGCGUCCACGACGGCGGCCAACUGGUGCUCCGCCACCAAGGUCGGGAGACGGUCUUCGACUGGUCUGACGAGAAGGCCAGCAAUGCCAUUCAAUGGGCCGCCUUCUACAGCGACUGCGAACACGAGGUACUCGAAGUCACGGCCGGUGAACGGGUCACGCUGACGUACAAUCUGUACGCCACCUGCUCGGCAAAUACGGCUUGGAUGGAUCCCGAACAGAUCGAGCUAUACCGCACGCUGAAGAUGCUGCUUGAGCAGCCGGGCUUCUGCAAGACAGGCCUCACACUCGGUUACCAUUGUGCGCACGCCUACGCCCAUACAUCAGGAGACACGAUCGCCACGCUCCCGGCCACUCUCAAGGGGGUCGACAAAGUCGUCCACACAUGCUUCACCGCGACCAACCUCUCCGUGCGUCUCCGCCACCUACUCGCGCUCGACGGGAGCGACCGCGACUACUACUUCGACAGUCUCCUGGACGAAUACUGGACCGAGGACCCGGCCCGGGUCGAAGACCUGAAGAAGCUGUAUCAGCGCGAGGACACGGAGGGGUCGGAGGACCUCGACGAUGACGACGAGGUUGGGGAAGAGGACGUCGACGUCCUGGCCGACGGCCUGGUGCCGUGGAAGUACACCCGGGCGGGCAUGUACGAGGGGGUCAGCUGCUCGCACAUUGUCAAGGCUUGGUCCCGCCACUUCAGCGUCAAGCAGGUCAAGUGGCUGAACAAGCCGAGCCAUCGGGAGAUGGCGUUGGUCCAUGGUGCGUAUGGCAACGAGCCUAGCAUUGACACCAAGUACGCCCGGUUGGUCAUCACCAUGGACAUUCCCCCAUUUCAAGAUCGGUAACUUUGGCGUCGGCAAUGUACUCGUGUUGUUGUCGCACCGAAUCUAGUACUCAGACGGUAUCGAGCUCGCAGGCGAGCAAGCAAGCAAGCAGGGGAUAUUAUGCUACAUUUCUCAACGAAGAAUCUUUCUCUCUCU